This is a messenger RNA of Suricata suricatta (meerkat), 871 nucleotides long. Its product is annotated as C-C motif chemokine 13-like. The transcript is spliced from 3 exons. The record is from RefSeq and is a predicted model, not a curated record. Gene Ontology annotation, biological process: cellular response to interleukin-1; immune response; inflammatory response. Gene Ontology annotation, cellular component: extracellular region. Gene Ontology annotation, molecular function: CCR chemokine receptor binding; chemokine activity. Bases 115 to 411 code for a protein of 98 amino acids. NCBI's taxonomy places the organism in Eukaryota, Metazoa, Chordata, Mammalia, Carnivora, Herpestidae.
CCCUCUCUGCUUCCUCUAUGCUUCCUCUAAAAGGCAGGCAGAGCCACCAGCGUUGCAGAGAGGCUGAGACCAGCCCAGACAGCUCCAGCUCUCACAUCCAAGCUCCCUGCAGACAUGAGGGUCUCCACAGCACUUCUGUGCCUGCUGGUUACAGCUGCCGCCUUCAGCACCCAGGCGCUCGCCCAGCCCGAUGCAUUCAGUGCCCUGUUCACUUGCUGUUUCACAUUUAACAAUAAGAAGGUCCCCUUGCCAAAGCUGACGAGCUAUCGAAUCACCAGCAGCCACUGUCCUCAGAGAGCUGUCAUCUUCAGGACGAAACUGGCCAAGGAGGUCUGUGCUGACCCGAAGGAGAAAUGGGUCCAGGAGUAUAUGAAACAGCUGGAUCAAAAAUCUCGUGCCCCGAAGCCUUGAACUCUUCCAGAUACACUAAGACCAAGCCAGAGUGUGAGAAGCUAUUUAUUCUCCUCCAGUCUGCCCAGCUAUACCCUGGACUAAUUUUACUGUAAUUUUCAAAUAGAGUGCUUUCUGUAUUGUAAUGCAAAAAAAAAAAAAAAAGUACUAGGUCUUAAGUAAUAUUUAAUGUUAUUUUGAAUUGUUGCUGGUUUGGGGGCUAUUUUUAAUGUUGGUGAUUUUUUUAAAGCAAGCCCUUGAGCCAGCUGCUUCCUGUCGUAAGCCCCACUUCCCUGACCUGUAAGCUGCAAGUAAUCGGUCUCCUGCCAUUGUAUGCGCCUCCAAAUCAUGGGCUACUGCAAUGUGGGGAAGGGGGACCUUGCAAAUGUGAGGUGUGGCUAACACUGUUAUUGCAGAAAGGAGAAUGCAAUUUGUAAGAUUGUGGGCUUGUUGCAGAAAAUAUAUUUUGUGUAAAAUCUCA